GUACCACUUGACCAGAAUAGCGUAAGGUCAUGUAUAUGUAAUUCAGCCAAACCGGAGAUCAUCCGGGCUUUUUGUAGCGAUGUUGGUCUUGCUGACUAAGACAGUCUAGAUCCGCUCAUGAGCAGAUGCAACAUUCCAUUUUAUUUGGUAGUGACUCCCUAGCAACCACAUAUUUGCGCGACAUCGCGAGACACUCGAGGUCUACAUAACUAGGCCGCCGCCCGCCACAUCCAGAAGAGGCUGCGAGUCCUCAAGGUCCAAGGGCAUAUACUCCCCACCAUGGGUCACCAUAACAUCCACUUUUCAGGCGACCCUCACUCAAACAGCGGAGCCUGGAGUCCGCCGACAAGCAGGGCAAACUUCUGUGAGGAGGACUAUGCCAUCAGCUUUUAUCUGGCCGAGUUCGUCAACGCAUUGACAAAUGUCGCGUAUGUGUACCCCGCUCUGCGGUCCAUGUACGGCCGUGGAAGCCGUGGCGUCUUCGCGCCGAGAUGGGAUUUCAUGUCCGUCUCGCUGCUGGUGCUCGGCAUCGGCUCGUUUCUCUUCCACGCCAGUCUCCGUCUGACGCUGGAGUUCGUCGACGAGCUCUCGAUGGUGCUCCUGACAUGGUCGAUGCUGCAGGCCUUGCUCACGACGCGGCAGCCCCCUUUCCGGGCGCGCUUGAUUUCCGUCGGUCUGGCCGUCGUCCACAUAGCGUUCGCGGCCUUCUACAUCAGGUCCGCGCAGAUCAUUCACCAGGUCUACGCCUUUUGGACGGCCCUCGCAUCGAUCUCCCUGAGGACCACGUAUCUCUUUUACGGCCUUCAGCCUGCGCUGCCGGAGGCCAAGACCGGCGCGUGGAAGGUACGCAUAUGGCAGUCGGUCGGGGUAUGUAUCCUUGGAUAUCUCAUCUGGAAUGUCGAUCUUGAGUACUGUGCCGAGCUCAGGGCGCUCAGGCAGCACAUCCCGCUGCCCUGGGCUUGGAUCCUCGAGCUGCACGGCUGGUGGCACAUCCUGACGGCCAUUGGGGCCAGCAUGUUCAUGCAGGUCGUGAGAGAGGUGCGGGAGGAGGCAGAGCGAGAGAAGAAAACGGAAUGAUUGGCGGCAAUCGGAUGCAUAGAGAUCCUGACCCUUAUAUACUUCAUAGAGAUACACCUCACACAUCUGGGAAUGGCUAACACGGGGCGAUUGAGCGUGGUUUGUUGGAACUCUUGAUUAAGCACGGCCACACUGGCACACAUCCAUAUCGCCCAAUAGAAGCGUGGAACCAUAUAGUGCUAUACCCUUCUCUAUAAGAAGCCAAAUAUCGCAAGUGACA
This is a messenger RNA of Chaetomium strumarium, 1297 nucleotides long. Its product is annotated as ceramidase. The record is from RefSeq and is a predicted model, not a curated record. Lineage: Eukaryota; Fungi; Ascomycota; Sordariomycetes; Sordariales; Chaetomiaceae. Gene Ontology annotation, biological process: ceramide biosynthetic process; ceramide catabolic process. The coding region runs from base 280 to 1077 and encodes 265 amino acids. The transcript is spliced from 3 exons. Gene Ontology annotation, cellular component: endoplasmic reticulum membrane.